GCGCCGGCGGGCCGCCCACUUUCAGGCUUUGGGGAGACAGGGAGAGCGAUGUGCGCCUUCUGACGCCUGGUUUCACUGCAUCGCCUUGUCAACUUUCACUCCCUCCGUCUCUGUCCUGACCCUCCCCACAUCCCUCCUGGAAGCCACUCAGAGUGCUGUGCGCACGCUGGGGGCAGCAGGGUCGCUGUCUGUCUGGGAUGGCUUCCAAUUUUAAUGACAUAGUGAAGCAGGGGUACGUGAGGAUCCGGAGCAGACGCCUAGGGAUUUAUCAACGAUGCUGGUUAGUGUUCAAGAAAGCUUCAAGCAAGGGCCCAAAGAGACUGGAGAAGUUCUCAGAUGAGCGUGCUGCUUACUUCAGGUGUUACCACAAGGUAACAGAACUCAACAAUGUGAAAAAUGUAGCCCGAUUGCCAAAGAGCACCAAGAAACAUGCUAUAGGGAUUUAUUUCAAUGAUGACACUUCGAAGACCUUUGCUUGUGAAUCAGAUCUUGAGGCAGAUGAGUGGUGCAAAGUUCUCCAGAUGGAGUGUGUGGGGACCAGAAUCAAUGACAUCAGCCUCGGAGAGCCAGAUUUACUGGCUACCGGGGUGGAGCGGGAGCAGAGUGAGAGAUUCAAUGUGUAUUUGAUGCCGUCUCCUAACUUAGAUGUACAUGGCGAAUGUGCCUUGCAGAUUACAUACGAGUACAUCUGUCUUUGGGACAUCCAGAAUCCCAGAGUCAAACUCAUCUCUUGGCCGCUAAGCGCCCUGCGGCGGUAUGGACGUGACACCACAUGGUUCACUUUUGAGGCGGGGAGGAUGUGUGAGACUGGUGAAGGACUAUUUAUCUUUCAAACACGGGACGGUGAAGCCAUCUACCAGAAGGUCCACUCUGCUGCCUUGGCCAUAGCUGAGCAGCAUGAGCGCUUGCUGCAGAGCGUGAAAAAUUCAAUGCUCCAGAUGAAGAUGAGCGAGCGGGCCGCCUCGCUGAGCACCGUGGUGCCCCUGCCCCGCAGCGCCUACUGGCAGCACAUCACAAGGCAGCAUAGCACAGGGCAGCUGUACCAUCUGCAAGAUGUCACCAGCCCUCUGAAGCUUCAUCGAACAGAGACUUUUCCCACCUACCGGUCUGAGCACUGACAGCAACUGCCAAGAGCUGUUAGCACAUUCCUGCUGUGUCAGCCACAGAUCCACAUGCUGGAGGACACAGAGGGACAGCCAGGGAGAGUGCAGAAUGAAGAAGAGCAGCUUGGCGCCCUGCUAAUGUGUGUGGCCAUGGGAAAUGCUUCGAUACAACAUAUGUAUAUAUAUUUUUUCCCUUUUCCUUUCUUUUCUUUCUUUUCUUUUUUUUUAAGAUACAGCCCCUAGCCUCAUGGAAACACGCUGGAUAAUAUUGGCCCCCCCCCCCCGUUUUUAUAGCUGGACAGGAGGAGUCAGUGUCGCGACAACAGACUGAUUUUCUACUGUUGGCAAGCCCUCGGUGCGCUUCUCUGUCUGUCCUUUCGUGGAUUUGUGUGAUUUUCCUUGUGUUUCAGUUGUAUGACGGUCGGUAUGGACAAUAAAAC
Psammomys obesus (fat sand rat) is the source of this 1543-nucleotide messenger RNA. RefSeq names its product docking protein 5 (gene Dok5). Gene Ontology annotation, biological process: positive regulation of MAPK cascade; cell surface receptor protein tyrosine kinase signaling pathway. Gene Ontology annotation, cellular component: cytoplasm. The record is from RefSeq and is a predicted model, not a curated record. The transcript has 8 exons. Bases 198 to 1118 code for a protein of 306 amino acids. Lineage: Eukaryota; Metazoa; Chordata; Mammalia; Rodentia; Muridae.